GAUGCGGUGAGAAAGGUCGACAAAGUGUAUCAGCAUUUACUAUACUAGUCACUUAAUCAGCGUUUAAUAGACAAUUUUAUUGGCGCAAUUAGUGUUGUUAUCAGUAUUCGCGAGUAUGUUUAACAAUAAGCGAGGAAAUCAUCGAGCAGAAGUCUUGAACGAGACUCACUACAGAAAUGACAGUUGGUGGAAGAGAAGAACUACGCACGAAAAAAUUCUCACUUGCAUAAGUACGAUUUGCGCAAGCACGGUUGCGGUGCUACUGGUGUCGUUAUUUUUCGUACUGAUCAAUUGCCGUGCUCCAGAAUCAGCGCAUACUCCACUAGUACCAGAAGCGCUAACAAGCUUGCAGAAUAAAGAAGAUGGCCCAAUUAAACUACGUGAAGCACGAUCUGCUAGAACAAAGUUGUGUCUUAACGAGGGAUGUGUUCACUCAGCUUCAAAUAUGCUUAGACGGAUGGAUCUUAGCGUAAAACCGUGUGACGAUUUCUACGAAUACGCUUGCGGUCAAUUUGUGAACGAAACGUACAUCCCAGAUAACAAGGUUUCGAUGAAUACCUUUUCACUCAUAAGAGAUCAACUGAAGGAACAACUGCGAAUGCUCGUGAGUGGAGAAGUCGUUGCCAGCGAAGCAAAACCAUUUAAGAUUACCAAGCAGCUGUUUGCGAAAUGCAUGAAUAAAACGCACAUUGAAAAAUCGGGAAAUGCACCAUUGGAAGAUAUUCUGAACACGAUGGGCGGCUGGCCAGUAUUACAAGCAGAACAAUGGAACGCCGACUCCUGGUCUUGGGAGAAGUCGGUUAAAGACUUUCGUCAACAUGGGUACAGUAUCAGCUACAUUCUAGGAUUUUCUGUCGGCAGUGAUUCGAAAAAUACUUCCUAUCGAACCAUCAAAGUGGAUCAAGCUAGUUUGGGGGUGAAUCGAGAAUAUCUCAUCAAAGGUCUAAAUCACCCGAUCGUAUCUGCCUACUACAGUUAUAUGGUUGAUAUCGCUGUUCUGCUUGGUGCCAACGUAAACCGUGCGAAAGUUGAGUUAUACGAGUCACUCGCCUUUGAAAUUGCACUAGCAAAUAUUUCACUACCGAAGGAACAACGUCGUAAUAUCACAGCGCUGUAUAAUCCAAUGACGGUGAAAGAAUUUCAUAAUAAAUAUCCAUACACUGAUUGGAUUCAGUACUUUAAUGCAAUAUUUGAAGGUACCGGAAUAUCCGUGGGAGAAGAAGAGAUCAUUAAUGUCGCCGUACCGUCCUACGUGGAGCAGCUAGGACCCCUACUCCGAAGUACUUCGAAGAGAACAUUGGCGAAUUACGUGAUGUGGCGAGCCACUGGAUCUUCAAUCUUCUCACUCACUGAAGUAUUCCGUGAACGGCAGCUUAAAUAUAGUACAGUUGUCAGUGGAAAGCAAGAACUCGAACAACGGUGGCAAGAAUGUGUAGAUGUUGUGUCUAAUGGUUUGCCUAUAUCUGUUGGAGCUCUCUACAUUAGAAAGCAUUUUAGAGAAGAAGCAAAAAGCACUGCCAUGGAUAUGGUCAGAAGCAUUAAAGCAGCAUUCAUUGAUAUUCUGGAGAAAGUGAGCUGGAUGGACGAAAUUACACGCCUAUCGGCACUAGAUAAAGUAGAAGCGAUGGCCACCCAUAUUGGUUUCCCAAAAGAGCUGAUGGAUAUUGCGAAAAUAACAGAGCACUACGCAGACUUACACAUUAAUUCAAACGAUAGUUAUUUGAAAAGUAUUUUGCAUUUGAAUAAAUUUCAAGCCACCAAAUCAUUCCAAAAACUUCGUUUGCCAGUUAACAAAACCGAAUGGAUACGACACGCGCGACCAGCAGUCGUAAAUGCAUUCUAUUCUCCUAUUGAAAACAGCAUUCAAUUCCCAGCCGGCAUCCUCCAAGAUCACUUCUUUGCUUACGAUCGACCGAAAUAUUUAAACUAUGGAGCGAUUGGAUGGGUCAUAGGACAUGAGAUUACGCAUGGCUUCGACGAUAAAGGUCGACAGUAUGAUAAAAAUGGUAAUUUGUACGAUUGGUGGCAGCCGACCACCAAAAAAGCUUAUUUGGAAAAAGCACGAUGCGUCAUAGAACAAUACGGAAACUACACCGAACCAGAUGUAAAACUAAACCUGAAUGGUGUCAGCAACCAGGGGGAGAAUAUUGCUGAUAACGGUGGAAUUAAGGAAGCCUACUAUGCGUACCGAAACUGGGCACAAAAGCAUGGUACCGAGCCGCAGCUUCCGGGAUUGGACCUGUCUCCAGAACAAAUGUUUUGGCUAUCGGCGGCCCAAACCUGGUGUUCCGUAUAUCGACCAGAAGCAAUGAGAAAGCGGAUAACCACUGGAGUUCACUCACCGGGCCGCUUUCGAGUGAUCGGUCCGUUCAGCAAUAUGCAUGAAUUCGCAAAAGAUUUUGGCUGUCCCACAGGAGCUAAGAUGAAUCCUGAUCGGAAAUGCGAGGUAUGGUAAAUGAUUGAGGCGUAAUAUAUGCGUGAUUAUGGUGUUUAGCAGAGCAAUAAACGCUCGAUAAAAUUUUAAUCAAAGGUUUAUUAUUAGAUUGUUGCCGUGUCAUUCCGCAAAUCUCGCUAUGAAUCUUUGAUCUGUGAUUUACUAUGGUCUAAUCCAAUUAUCGAAUAUUCCCCCUAAAAAUGAUUUUGCAAUCACAGGAGGACGUAUCGUGACAAUUCACUAUAUUUUAAACACAUAACGUAGUCUUGGAUUACAAUGUACCUAUGAAGUUAUUGAUAUUUUGUCACAUUCUUCAUUUUCGCCUUCGCGAGCUUAAUAUUGUUCAAAUGACCAUGUAGUAAUAAGUUUGAAUCCGGAGGCAAAAAUCGGAUAGGUAAAUUGAUUAUUUCAUUAAACUGGAAAUUUCGCUCUGUAACUUAUUUCCCUAAACUGAGAAAACUAAUAUCGCUCAUUACAUUUAAAGACCUUUUCCUAAGUUCCAUAACCAAGUUAACCAUUAGCGCUAUAAUAAUACGUUUUGAUUUGAAGCUAUUUGAUAGGAAUUUCUGUUUUGAGUUUUGAUCGAACAUAUGUUCUAGCAUAAACCAUGAGAAAUCCGAUUUUCACAGGAAGAUGAAAUUCGGUGUUUAACUUAUCAUAUGGAUGGUAGUUCACAAUAUUAUUUUCAACAAAUUUGGUCACCAAUAAAC
This is a messenger RNA of Wyeomyia smithii (pitcher-plant mosquito), 3144 nucleotides long. RefSeq names its product neprilysin-2-like. Bases 116 to 2455 code for a protein of 779 amino acids. NCBI's taxonomy places the organism in Eukaryota, Metazoa, Arthropoda, Insecta, Diptera, Culicidae. Gene Ontology annotation, molecular function: metalloendopeptidase activity. Gene Ontology annotation, biological process: protein processing. The transcript has 6 exons. The record is from RefSeq and is a predicted model, not a curated record. Gene Ontology annotation, cellular component: plasma membrane.